This is a messenger RNA of Micropterus salmoides (largemouth bass), 5302 nucleotides long. RefSeq names its product NLR family CARD domain-containing protein 3-like. The record is from RefSeq and is a predicted model, not a curated record. The transcript is spliced from 12 exons. The coding region runs from base 860 to 4651 and encodes 1263 amino acids. NCBI's taxonomy places the organism in Eukaryota, Metazoa, Chordata, Actinopteri, Centrarchiformes, Centrarchidae. Gene Ontology annotation, molecular function: protein binding.
GAAGAAAAGAAAAACCUGAUAAAACUACCACAGUUAGCACCAGCAGCGACUAAUAUUUACCUUUGGAGGAUCAUGAAACUUUCACUAGAAUUAAUGUCACCAACCUGUGCUGCAUGUGACCUGACUCAGAGGUGUGUUCACAACGCUGCUGCAACAUAAUGUUAAAAUAAUUUUCCAGACCAUUUUAGUUUCUCUUAUUUUCCAUGAGUUUUCCAUGACUGGAUAAUUGGUCAGCUGUUUUCCAGGACGCGUGGGAACCCUGAAUGAGCAGUAAUCUCAGGUUUCUGUUUAACUGACACUUUAUUGUGUUAAAUAUGUACAAACACUGCUGAUCUAAAAAGAACCAACAUAUAAAUCUGGAGUUUACAUUGUAUUACAAAAUGCAGAUAAAAACAAGUUUAUUUACAAAAAAUAACUUCUACAGAGCUCCGAUUGUCAUUUAAAAAAUAAAGUUUAAUUUCAUCACAGCUGUUAACCAGCUGCACGAGUUAAAGUCCAGCUGUUUUAAAAAGGUCUCAGGGGGAUGAAGCUACUCCCAGCAUGCACUGGGUGAGAAGUUGACCUGAAGUGAAUUCAGAAGAAUCCAACCAGAGGAAUCUGUAAUGUCUGAUAACCAGGAUCAGGAUUUAAACAAUGAUGUUUGGGUGUACUGUAACAAAUCUUGACAGUCUAAUACAUCUGAUAUAUUUUGUGUUCAACAUACUGAACCUCUGGGUGAAUCUGGUGGCUGUGUAACACAUUUUGGGGUCAUCAGAUCCUGUUUAGGGCUCCAACAAGGUUUCUGUGGACCCUGAAUAUUUGUGUCAUGUUACUGAGAGGAAGGAGAACUAAAGUGUCCUGAGAUGUAAAGCUUGUUGUAAUGAAUGAGUGCAGCUCUCUCAGCAUGUUGUUGUGUUUGUGUGAAGGUGUGGGCUCUGCUAUGAAUCAGUGUGAGGACAGAGAGGAGGGAGUCCCUCCCUCUAAAAGCACUCUGUGUGGGGAACAUGACAGCCAGACCAAAGCUCAGAGCCCAGAGCAGCAGCAGGGACCAGACUCUGCUGGACCUGGACCUGGACCUGGACCCAGCUGUGUGUCCAUCAAGAGUGACCGGUCUAUGGGCAGACUCAUUGACUUCAAAGGUGGACACCACUCUGCUGAUCAAAGGAUCCAUCGGCAGAGACCAGAUUCUCCUGGACCCAGCUGUGUGUCCGUGAACAGCGACCGUCAUGUCCCUGUUCACUUCAAAGCUGGACAUAAUGAUGCUGAACAAAAAGUUGAUCAGCAGAGCUCAGAGGUUCCCAGUGGUCAGUCUGCCCAGCAGCAUCAAACAGACCUGGACUCCAUAUUUAUGCUGCUCCAGGAAAACAUUGGCAGGUUUGUGAAGAACGAGGUGAAGAAGUUCCAGAGGGUUCUGAGUCCAGAUUACCCAGAAUGCUUAGAGAGUCAGAGGGAGGAUGAGGAGGUGUUGGACGGUGAGGAGGAGGAGCAGAGGAGGAGCAGCAGAGAGGCAUUUCUGAAGAUCACACUGCACUUCCUGAGGAGAAUGAAGCAGGAGGAGCUGGCUGAGCGUCUGCAGAGCAGAACUGCUGCUCCAGUGUGCCGACGUAAACUCAAGUCUAACCUGAAGAAGAAGUUCCAGUGUGUGUUUGAGGGGAUUGCUAAAGCAGGAAACCCAACCCUUCUGAACCAGAUCUACACAGAGCUCUACAUCACAGAGGGAGGGACUGCAGAGGUCAAUGAUGAACAUGAGGUCAGACAGAUUGAAACAGCAUCCAGGAAACCAGACAGACCAGAAACAACCAUCAGACAAGAAGACAUCUUUAAAGCCUCACCUGGAAGAGACGAACCAAUCAGAACAGUGAUGACAAAGGGAGUGGCUGGCAUUGGGAAAACAGUCUUAACACAGAAGUUCACUCUGGACUGGGCUGAAGACAAAGCCAACCAGGACAUACAGUUCACAUUUCCAUUCACUUUCAGAGAGCUGAAUGUGCUGAAAGAGAAAAAGUACAGCUUGGUGGAACUUGUUCAUCACUUCUUUCCUGAAACCAAAGCAGCAGGAAUCUGCAGCUUUGAAGAGUUCCAGGUUGUGUUCAUCUUUGACGGUCUGGAUGAGUGUCGACUUCCUCUGGACUUCCACAACAAUGAGGUCCUGACUGAUGUUACAGAGUCCACCUCAGUGGAUGUGCUGCUGACAAACCUCAUCAGGGGGAACCUGCUUCCCUCUGCUCGCCUCUGGAUAACCACACGACCUGCAGCAGCCAAUCAGAUCCCUCCUGAGUGUGUUGACAUGGUGACAGAGGUCAGAGGGUUCACUGCUCCACAGAAGGAGGAGUACUUCAGGAAGAGAUUCAGAGAUGAGGAGCAGGCCAGCAGAAUCAUCUCCCACAUCAAGACAUCACGAAGCCUCCACAUCAUGUGCCACAUCCCAGUCUUCUGCUGGAUCACUGCUACAGUUCUGGAGGAGGUGUUGGAGACCAGAGAGGGAGGAGAGCUGCCCAAGACCCUGACUGAGAUGUACAUCCACUUCCUGGUGGUUCAGUCCAAACUGAAGAACAUCAAGUAUGAUGGAGGAGCUGAGACAGAUCCACACUGGAAUAAAAAGAGCAGGAAGAUGAUUGAGCCUCUGGGAAAACUGGCUUUUGUGCAGCUACAGAAAGGCAAUCUGAUCUUCUAUGAAUCAGACCUGACAGAGUGUGGCAUCGAUAUCAGAGCAGCCUCAGUGUACUCAGGAGUGUUCACACAGAUCUUUAAAGAGGAGAGAGGGCUGUACCAGGACAAGGUGUUCUGCUUCGUCCAUCUGAGCGUUCAGGAGUUUCUGGCUGCUCUUCAUGUCCAUCUGACCUUCAUCAACUCUGGUGUCAAUCUGCUGGCAGAAGAACAAACAACCUCCCGGCGGUCUAAAGUCUUCAGAGACAAACCUAAACUAACACAUCUCUACCAGAGUGCUGUUGACAAGGCCUUACAGAGUCCAAAUGGACACCUGGACUUGUUCCUCCGCUUCCUCCUGGGUCUUUCACUGCAAACCAAUCAGACUCUCCUACGAGGUCUGCUGACACAGACAGGAAGUAGCUCACAGACCAAUCAGAAAACAGUUGAGUACAUCAAGAAGAAGAUCAGUGAGGAUCUGUCUCCAGAGAGAAGCAUCAAUCUGUUCCACUGUCUGAAUGAACUGAAUGAUCGUUCUCUAGUGGAGGAGAUCCAACAGUCCCUGAGUUCAGGAAGUCUCUCCACAGAUAAACUCUCUCCUGCUCAGUGGUCAGCUCUGGGCUUCAUCUUACUGUCAUCAGAAAAAGAUCUGGACGUGUUUGACCUGAGGAAAUACUCUGCUUCAGAGGAGGCUCUUCUGAGGCUGUUGCCAGUGGUCAAAGCUUCCAACAAAGCUCUGCUGAGUGGCUGUAACCUCUCAGAGAGAAGCUGUGAAGCUCUGUCCUCAGUUCUCAGCUCCCAGUCCUCUAGUCUGAGAGAACUCGACCUCAGAAACAACAGCUUGAGAGAUUCGGGAGGGACGUCUCUGUCUACUGGACUGUUAAGUCCACAAUGUAAACUGGAAACUCUCAGACUGAGUGGCUGUAAUCUGUCAGAGAGAACCUGUGAAGCUCUGUCCUCAGUUCUCAGCUGCCAGGCCUCUAGUCUCGGAGAGCUGGACCUGAGUAACAACGACCUGCAGGAUUCAGGAGUGAAACUGCUGUCUGCUGGACUGGAAAGGCCACAUUGUACACUGGAAACUCUCAGGUUGAGUGGCUGUAACCUCUCAGAGAGAAGCUGUGAAGCUCUGUCCUCAGUUCUCAGCUCCCAGUCCUCUAGUCUGAGAGAGCUGGACCUGAGUAACAACAACCUGCAGGAUUCAGGAGUGAAGCUGCUGUCUGCUGGACUUGAGAGUCCACACUGUACCCUGGAAACUCUCAGGCUGUCAGGCUGUCUGAUCACAGAGGAAGGCUGUGCUUCUCUGGCCUCAGCUCUGAGCUCCAACCCUUCCCAUCUAAGAGAGCUGGAUCUGAGCUUCAACUAUCCAGGAGACUCAGGGGUGAAGCUGCUGUCUGCUGGACUGGUGGAUCCACACUGGAAACUGGACACUCUCAGGGUGGACCAUGGUGGAGAGCAGAGGUUAAAACCUGAUGUGAGGAAGUAUUUCUGUGAACUCACACUGGACACAAACACAGCACACAGAAAGCUCAAACUGUCUGACAACAACAGGAAGGUGACAUGGGUGAGAGAGGAGCAGCCAUAUCCUGAUCAUCCAGAAAGAUUUGACUUCUGGCCUCAGCUGCUGUGUAGAGAUGGUCUGACUGGUCGCUGUUACUGGGAGGUCGAGUGGAGAGGAGGAGUUUAUAUAUCAGUGAGUUACAGAGGAAUCAGAAGGAGAGGAUACAGUAAAGACUGUGUGUUUGGAUGUAAUGAUCAGUCCUGGAGUCUGAAGUGCUCUGCUGGUCGUUACUCUGUCUGUCACAAUAACAGAGAAACAGUCCUCCCUCUCUCCUCCUCCUCCUCCUCCUCCUCUAACAGAGCAGCAGUGUAUGUGGACUGUCCUGCUGGCUCUCUGUCCUUCUACAGAGUCUCCUCUGACACACUGAUCCACCUCCACACCUUCAACAUCACAUUCACUGAACCUCUUUAUCCUGGGUUUAGGCUCUGGUCCUCUGGUUCCUCCUCAGUGUCUCUGUGUUCUGUGUAGGAGGGAGACAACUUCCAGUCCUGUGGUUUAAAUGUUGGUGGUGGACGAGGCUUCACUUUGGUUAACAUCUGGCUCACUGAUUGUGCCUUUAAUGUCAGAAAUGUGUUUUCUUAGAAAUGGUGAAAUGAUCUCAGGGCUGAACUUGUUGUGGGUUAGGGUAAGACUUUAGUUAUUUUCUUUAUCCUAUUCACCUGCAGUGACCUGUCAAAUCUGUGCAAAUUGGCACAUUUUUUAUUAGUUAACGCCUAAUUUGCAUAUCAAUUGUAAUGACGUUAUUAGACACAAAUGUUAAUGUGUUUUCACCUGUAGUGUCUCCAUCAGUACAUUAGGUUGUAAGGCCAUGAGAUAUUAGCCUUAGCUAAACUUCAGCUAACUUAUUACAUCAGCUCAGCUCAUCAGUCAUGCGUUAGCAAGACAUGGGCCUAUACUGUCUUUUGUCUUUUGUUUAAUUAGCAGUAAACUGGAGGCACUGGUAGUCUUUUUUUCAUCACCACUCACCUCCACACAAGCCAAGAAAAACAGUGCUGGGAGAGAAGCUGGAGGGGCUGCUGUCUGUCUGUGAGCUGCAGAGCGAAAACUUAACAGUUCUGCAUGAUGAUUCACUUUUAAAACCUACAAGGCUGAUAAAUAAAAGUAACAGUAGUUUGUUAA